Molecule: messenger RNA, 1113 nt
Organism: Phaeoacremonium minimum UCRPA7
Lineage: Eukaryota; Fungi; Ascomycota; Sordariomycetes; Togniniales; Togniniaceae
Product: putative peptidyl-prolyl cis-trans isomerase cyp6 protein
Exons: 4
Coding region: 1-1113 (370 amino acids)
Biological process (GO): protein peptidyl-prolyl isomerization
Cellular component (GO): nucleus
Molecular function (GO): RNA binding; peptidyl-prolyl cis-trans isomerase activity
Source: RefSeq, a predicted model, not a curated record
AUGUCUGUUCUACUUGAGACUACCGCUGGCGACAUCGUCGUCGACUUGCUGGUCGACUACGCACCCAAGCUGUGCGAAAACUUCCUUAAACUGUGCAAAAUCAAAUACUACAACUUCUCGCCAAUCCAUUCUAUCCAGAAAUCCUUCUCUUUCCAGACAGGCGAUCCCCUCGGGCCGCUGUCGGCCGACUCCGAUGGUGGUACUUCAAUAUGGGGCCUGCUCUCCACCAAACAAACCGACAAGACCUUCCCAGCUCUCUUCCACCCCAAACUCAAGCACCUGGAACGUGGCACGUUCAUUGUCACGCUGGGGGAUAAUACAGACUACCUCGACGGCAAGGCAGCCAUCUUUGGAAAAGUCGUCGAGGGCUUUGACAUUCUGGAGAAGAUCAAUGACGCCAUAGUCGACGACAACGGCUACCCGCUGGUGGACAUGCGAAUUAAGCACACGGUGGUGCUCGAUGACCCCUAUCCAGAUCCUCCAGAACUGCGCGAGCCGAGCAGCUCUCCCCCGCCAACUAAGGCCCAGUUAGCGACCAUUCGCAUUGCUGAGGGCGAGGCUGAUAAUUUAGACAAUGAAGGAAACGAAGAUGCCGCCGCCGCCGCCGAGAGGACACGUCGCGAACGAGAGGCCCGAGCGCAGGCCUUGACAUUGGAGAUGAUGGGCGAUCUGCCCUUUGCUGAAGUGAAGCCACCGGAAAACGUCUUGUUUGUGUGCAAGCUGAACCCGGUGACCGUGGAUGCCGAUUUGGAGUUGAUAUUCAGCCGGUUUGGUAAGAUCCUCUCCUGCGAGGUGAUACGGGAUCAGAAGACGGGAGACAGUCUGCAAUAUGCAUUCAUCGAGUUUGAAGACAAGACUGCUUGCGAGGCCGCCUACUUCAAGAUGCAAGGAGUGCUGAUUGACGAUCGACGGAUACAUGUGGAUUUCAGCCAAAGUGUGAGCAGACUGAGCGAUGUUUGGAGGAAUGACACCAAUAUGAAACGGAAGGAGAAGGCUGGAAGGGGCCGUGGCGGCUGGGGCGGUGUCAAGGAUUUGGAGAAGUGGAGAAAGUAUAGGGUGCAAGAUGAUAGAGAUGAUGUCGAAGAUGCCAACCGCCAUCAAGCUACAAACUAA